GUGAUUCGUCCCAGUGAGACACCCAGUGCUCAUCCCAACAAGUGCCCUCCUUAAUGCCCGUCACCCAUUUAACCCACGCCUCAACUGUGUUUUUAAAAAAAUGUUGUCAUGGAAAUGCUUUUACCAGCUCUUUAUUGUCCGGCUGCCCUAGUGUUUGAGGGGAAGAUGAUGGUGUUGCAGGAGAAACUGGCGGGGGUUUUAGCCCUGGUUCAGAGAGAGGGGCCGUGGACUCUGCCCCUUGCCACCACCCUGCAACUCAGAGUUCCUCUUCUGUGAAAUGGGAACGGAAACACUCCGUCUACAGUGGUGGGGCUCAAAGAAGCUCGUGCGUGAGAAGCACUGAGCAGGGCCGCACAGACUCAACCCACGGGAGCUGUUCCCUGGGUCAUGAGGACGAGCUGGGUUUUCAACCAGCAGCAGCUGACCUCCUCUUCCUCUCAGGGGAUUGUGUGUCGCCAGCCACCCGGGGCACCUGGGAGCCAGGGUGCUUAGAAAUCACUAUAGCCCUUUGCUCAUUUCUCAUGAGCUGGAGGCGCCAGGUUUAUUUAUGUGCCCGUUCUCAACUUUGGCUGCAGAUGGGAGAUCCCAACACCCAGGCCACCCCCAGACCAAUCACAAUCUUGGGGCCCGAGACCCAGGUAUUGGGUUUUUUGGUCUUUUGGUUUUGGUUUUUAAAGCUUCCAGGUGGUUCCAAAGUGCAGCCAGGGCUGAGAGCCACUGGUUAGACUGUGGCGGGGUAGGGCCUCUCUCCGUGGGCUACUUCACAGUGAGGCGGGGUAGAGCGUGCUCUGUUCCAGGGCCAAAGCAUUGCUAAGAUGUUGGAGCCGGAAAUUCCCUGGAUGCCUCGGUCUCACAUUGGUGAUAGGUCUUCAUUUCUGGCUGAAAAACGGUUUGUUUGUUUGUUUUCUUUCUAUGCUUUCAUUUUCUUAUGUUUUUGUAAACAACCUGACUUCUGCUUCCCAGUGGACAUGGCUGACGUCACACACUUUAGACGGGACUGUCUCCUCUCUGGCAAUCCUCGUUUCCUUACCCCUGGGAAAUAGACUGGGCACGUCCUCCCAUAUCUGCAUCUUUAAAACUCAACCCGUUGGUGACUCCUGCAAUCGGUCAUUUAAGCAAUGAACUAGAAUAAAACGGAAAAUACAAGAGUUCUCGCACUUAGAAACUUGAGUGUUGGUUGUGGAACACGUGUAUGUAUGUCAGAGUGUCCUAAAAGGCAGCAUGUAAAGUGUAUUUUUCUCACUGAUAACACUCGGCUGAGCUCCCUGCACGGCCCUGAGCUCCUCACAGCUGUGAGCCUGGUCCAGGGCGGCGUUCAAGGAGGUUGUGCAAGAGGAAGGGGCUCUGGGCCAGGCAGCCUGCGUCUCACUCUCGCUGGCCGUGUGACCUGGGAAAAGUUGUUGGCUUCUCCGUUCCCAGUUUCCUCGCCUGUAGAUGGAGAUGUCUCCACUCCCCACCUCACGAGGCUGUUGCAAUGUGUUAUUAGAGGACUUUGUACGGAGCCCAGAAAUGUCAGGUGCCCGGGAGGUAGUUGACGCUCACGGUGGCUCCUGCUACCGGAUGUUAUUGCCCGCAUCAUCUCCACCCAGCCUCACCCUCAUCUUGCCAGGUUGGCGGACCACUCUGUCAAGACGGGAGGGAUCCUGACCCCACAGGAAAAGGAGAGAAGUGUUGCAGCAUUUCUGGGGGGAUGUGGGCCACCGGUCGGGCUCAUUGGCCCAUAAGCAGCGGCCCCCGAAAGCCGGUCAGCCAUCAGUGGUGGUUGUUUUUGCCAACCUCAGACUUCCUCCCCACCCUAGAGAAGGAAAAGCUGCCACGCUUAUUUAAAGACUUCCCUGAUUUUAAAAAUAGGCAUUCCUCAGAACACCAAUCCCCGGGGGCUGGGGGCGCGGCCCUGGGGUAGGUGACCGUGCGCCUGGAGGCCCUCCCGCCUCCCUCCCGCCAGAGGAGAGGUUUGCUCCAGGGAUUCAUUCCACCAUCCAGGCUGGCUCCCGCAGGGCCAAAGUGGCUCCGGCAGAGAGGAUGAGCAAGUUCUUGAAGCAUUUCACUGUCGUUGGGGACGAUUACCAUGCCUGGAACAUCAACUACAAGAAAUGGGAGAAUGAGGAGGAUGAGGAGGACGAGGAGGAACAGCCGCCACCAACACCUGCCUCCGGUGAGGAGGGCAGAGCUGCCGACCCGGCUGCGGCCCCUGUCCCUGCGCCCAGGCCCCCCCUAGACUUCAGGACCACAUUGAGGAAGCUGUUCAGCUCCCACAGGUUUCAGGUUAUCAUCAUUUGCCUGGUCAUUCUGGAUGCCCUCCUGGUGCUCGCUGAGCUCAUUCUGGACCUGAAGAUCAUCAAGGCUGACAAGAACGCCGUCAAGGUGUUUCACUGCAUGAGCAUUGCCAUCUUGACCUUCUUUAUGAUGGAGAUUUUUCUAAAAUUAUAUGUCUUCCGCUUGGAGUUCUUCCACCACAAGUUUGAAAUCCUGGACACCAUCGUGGUGGUGAUUUCCUUCAUCCUUGACAUUGUCCUCCUGUUCCAUGAGCACCAGUUUGAGGCUCUUGGCCUACUGAUUCUGCUCCGGCUGUGGCGGGUGGCCCGGAUCAUCAACGGAAUAAUUAUCUCUGUCAAGACACGUUCAGAACGGCAACUAUUGAGGUUAAAACAGAUGAAUAUACAGUUGGCCGCCAAGAUCCAACACCUUGAAUUCAGCUGCUCUGAGAAGGAACAAGAAAUUGAAAGACUUAACAAGCUCUUGAGACAGCACGGACUUCUUGGUGAGGUCAACUAGAUGCGCACCUGCUCCACCCCAAAGAGAAGACCCUGCUUCCACGGGCUUGUGUCUCUGAGAGAAAGACAGCUGCCUCUCCUGGGCCCGUUUCGGGGAGAGGUUUGGUUCGAUGCCUUUGCCUCACCUCCACCCAGCUUGGAUUCCGGGGUGGGCAGGUGGUAGGGGGAGGGGGAAAGGCUUGCCCUUCCUUUCUUGGCGUGACCAAGAGCUUCCCAUCGCGUCCUCACUCCACGUCACCAUGUAUCAUAAACUAUAUUCUCUCAUGUUGACACUUUUGCUUGAAAAUGAACGAAGCUGGACAACUACUAGUUGUAUAUAAAAUUUUAUCUCAUCAGUGUACUUUUCACGUUUCGUGUGUAUAUUGAGGAACCAGUGCAUUCUUUCAUAUGGGCAUUCUGAAAGACAAAGGAAAAAAGAAAGCUACCUUAGCCACCAGCCCAUUCUAGAAAGUCUUCUCUUCCCAAGCUGUUCUCAGCAGCUCCUCUUGGUGCAUAUUCCUCCAGGGAGGUUGUCCUCAGGUACCCAGCCCCUCCUCUGCCGCAUCUAGCUUCUAACUGGCUCUACCCAGGUCCGCCACCUGACAACUUUUUUCUCAAUUACUGUGCAAUUAAUGUAUAAGAGCAACUCCCUCCCUCGGGACCUCCUACUCUCUUCUUUCCAGCAUCAACUGCUAGGAACUGCUCUGUGGUAUCCCGUACAACCCACCCGUUGGAGAGCUCCAGUGCCUGCCACCGAAACAGCAAUUAGACCCAAGACUCCAUGUAAUGAAGGUGACACCGGGGAAAGAUCCCCUCAUGAGGCCCUGUGCUCUACUUGCAUGAUUUUGUACAAUUUUGCUAUUUUUGUAUUCGUUUCCACGGGACCAGUAAAGGAAAGAAAACGACUACAAACAGCGAGUAUUUUUAAAAUAAGUCAUGUUGAAGCACAGGAUGAAUACACCGGAUGAACCCUCGAUGCCUGAGCUACUUCAGGGUCUGUCCCCUGUACCAUCUUCCCAAAGCUGCAAUUUGCUUUCCACACGUGACCUAUGUGCCGACAGUACUGGAAAUCACCAAGACCAGACGGUGCCCCAUUCUAAGGUCACGCUAAGUAGAAUUUCCAAAAGGAAAAAGGAGGGAAGUGAGCGGAGAGAGGAGAUGUGUGGUUUGAGGGCAACCCCACAGGUCAGAGGUGUAACACCACAGGAGGUCUCCAAGGGAGCCCACGCCCCACAGCACUUGAUUCUAGAGGUGUGGUGUCAUUUCCUUGAUUAAAAACUUACGUCAAACAAAGGGGAAGAAGAAAUUAAACGGCAGCUUGGCAUUGAUGGUUGGCCGAGCCCUGAAGCCCGCCUCUGCAGGUGCAGACACAUCCACAAAAGUAACCGCAGUGGAAAUAAGAACCGUUCUUUCAUUUCCUGAGUUGGUCUGUAAUACAAAGAGCGAUGCAAGCCCUGCCUUCCAGCGUGCUAACAAAGAUGGGACAUGUUGCGUUCUUUUCCGCACGUGACCGUGGUCAGUGCAUCUCAUAGGUAUGCGGAGGGCCCAUCAGCCACUAACUUGGAUGAAAGAUACCACUUUUACCCAGGUUGUCCUAACCCAUCAAUGUCCAUCGCAACUCAAUUUUCAAUGAAUUUUAAGGAUCAAAUGUAAACAAGAACGCUAAUGACAACGCUGUUGUCAGAAUUUUCUAACUAAAUGACUGCUAAAGUGUUUAAAUUUCAAUAAUUUUUUCACAGAAUAAAUUUUAUUACCAUA
This is a messenger RNA of Prionailurus viverrinus (fishing cat), 4511 nucleotides long. It is a transcript of the gene HVCN1, whose product is annotated as hydrogen voltage gated channel 1. Gene Ontology annotation, cellular component: plasma membrane. The transcript has 6 exons. NCBI's taxonomy places the organism in Eukaryota, Metazoa, Chordata, Mammalia, Carnivora, Felidae. Gene Ontology annotation, molecular function: voltage-gated proton channel activity. The coding region runs from base 2023 to 2775 and encodes 250 amino acids. Gene Ontology annotation, biological process: proton transmembrane transport. The record is from RefSeq and is a predicted model, not a curated record.